AUGGGAUCUGAGCUGCUCGUUAAGGUGGAAGCAGACUGCGACAGCCUACGCAAUGCUUUGACACUCCCUUUGGAGGACUCGACGCCUACAUGGUUGGCGACUUGCGUCAACUCCUCCCCGUACAAGCAACUGAGAGCAGUCGCAGAGAUGUUUUCGGCGAAGAGUGUGCAGUCGUCGCCAGCCACAUCGCUCUUUCUACUGGCGAUCCUUCUGUGCGCCUGGGCGACAACGCCUUGCCUGGGAGGCGCCGAAGCCAGUGCGAGUUCUUCGGAGACAGGGUGGUCCGAGGCGAGCUACGUCCAGAGGCUGAAGGAUUGGAUCGCCAACGCCAUGGACCGGGUGCCACCUACGCUCAUGCGCAAGUUCCUGGAAGCUGACGUGUCGACUGAAUGCAGCCUAGGCCUUCUCAAGAUGAUGCGAGGAUUCCGCAACCUGGAACCGUGGGCGCUGCGAUUGAUUGAUGCAUCCGGCAAGUACCCGACGGGAGCCUUCCAGUUGUCGCGAGCUGAUAUGGGCGCCUUCGACCAAUGCGUAGAGACCGCGCUCUUCAACGACUACGGUGAGGAGACGGUGCGUGGUCAAUACUGCAACCUGUUAGUUUACCAUGGCAACAAAACGGACCUGGACGACCUCAUCUCCUUGGCCAUGCAGUUUGCGCAUCCUCGGGUGAGGCAGCGAUUUGAUCAAUGCAUCUGUCUGAUAAGUUAGAAUGAUGUAUAAGCCUUGAAAACUAGCGUUCGGAUAAUAUUUUGUUGGUGCACGGGUAAUAAUGUUGCUGUGCAAGCCAUUUAAUGA
Dermacentor andersoni is the source of this 795-nucleotide messenger RNA. RefSeq lists its product as uncharacterized. NCBI's taxonomy places the organism in Eukaryota, Metazoa, Arthropoda, Arachnida, Ixodida, Ixodidae. The record is from RefSeq and is a predicted model, not a curated record.